This is a messenger RNA of Polyodon spathula (Mississippi paddlefish), 2333 nucleotides long. Its product is annotated as zinc finger and SCAN domain-containing protein 2-like. Gene Ontology annotation, cellular component: transcription regulator complex; PcG protein complex. Gene Ontology annotation, biological process: regulation of transcription by RNA polymerase II. Bases 36 to 1064 code for a protein of 342 amino acids. The transcript has 4 exons. Gene Ontology annotation, molecular function: DNA-binding transcription factor activity, RNA polymerase II-specific; RNA polymerase II cis-regulatory region sequence-specific DNA binding. Lineage: Eukaryota; Metazoa; Chordata; Actinopteri; Acipenseriformes; Polyodontidae. The record is from RefSeq and is a predicted model, not a curated record.
CUGCAGAUGCGGACAGUAACCAACCUCUCAGAAACAUGAACCCCGACUGGAGUGAACAAGACUGCCGCAGGAACGGGAACCAGGGACUAUUCACCAGAGUCAAAGAUACCGAAGAGAGACGUGCUUUCAGUGAAGCAGAGGAGGGGCCAGUGAUGGAAGCUGUUUACAGAAAAGAGGAAAUCUCUGAUCAGGAGUGGGGUGGAGGUCAAAUGGAGAUUACAGAGCUGACAUUUGUUGAGAGUAAAGAGGUCCCUGAACUUGAAGCUGUCCGCAUUAAAGAGGAGACACCAGAACUGCAGUGUGGUCACACCACAGAGCAGGUUUCUAAAGCAAAUAAAGAGGAUAUAGUGAAGCCUGAAUCUAGCCAUUGUGAGCAGUGCCCACCCGAAUUGGUCUGCAUGAAACCAAAUCAGUCUGUCUCUGAAGACACUUGUUCUAGUGUUGGAGGAGAGGGCACUGUGCUGGGGUCCAUUCAGAGGAAACAUCUCACCCCUCAGGAAAGAGCCGCAGGUGGAAAGGAGGAAGGAGCAACGCCGUCCACUAGCAGCACAGCAUACCCAUGCUGGGACACCCUGCUACAUUUUCAUCCAAACAACGUUUUUGCUGCUGAAGGAAAUCUCACAGGAGAGAAACUUCAUCGCUGCGCAAAGUGCGGGAAGAGAUUCAGUCAUUUAGUGUUCCUUAAAAGACACCAGCGAGUUCACACAGGAGAAAAGCCUUAUCACUGCACUGAGUGUGGGAAGAGAUUCACACAGUUAGGAAGUCUUAAAUCACACCAGCGCAUUCACACAGGAGAAAAACCUUACUGCUGCACUGAGUGUGGGAAGAGAUUCACACAGUUGGGACAUCUUCAGUCACACCAGCGCAUUCACACAGGAGAGAAACCGUAUCGCUGUCCUAAGUGCGGGAGGAGUUUCACACGAUUAGAAAGUCUCAAAUCACACCAGCGCAUUCACACCGGAGAGAAACCUUAUCGCUGCACAGAGUGUGGGAGGAGUUUCACACUGUUACAAAACCUUAAAAGACACCAGCGCAUUCACACAGGAGAGAAACCUCAUCACUGAGUAUAUAGGGUUGUACGCCCCCACGUGUUGUUACAAUUGUCUAAAUAAAAUACCUGUAAUUUUUCUUUUCAUUGUUAACGUCCUGAUAACUUUAAAGUCUGUUUCAAAGCUCUUUUCAAAAUGUCCACUCUUGUGCACUGGGGUUUGAGAUGUGUCCUCUAAAUCAGUGGUGCACAAACCUUUUAAAUUCCACCCCCCAUUUGUUUUUAGCAAAAAAUAGAUUUUCAUCUAUUUUUUCCUUAACCACAAAAUGUCCAGAUUUAGCUAAAUACAUCAACCGAUCACAAAUUCAGCAUUUAAAAUCAGUAUAUAAAUCUAAAUAAAUAUGGGGCUUCACCAAAUAAAGUAUGCACACAGGGAGAGAAACGAAAUACGAAACUAGAGUGUGGUACUCCCCGCCACUUUGACUAAAAUUACGGUGAAAUAAAGAGGUAGCCGUACCGUCAAAUUCCAAUGGUUCUGUUAAUUCUUGCCAUGUGGCGUCCUUUUGAACCACGAACACUGGAUCAUAAAGAACAUUUAUAUUUUUCGACUUUAAUCAUUAAAUUCUCAUUGAUGUCUGUUUCUUUUUAUUUCUGUGGUAAUCUCUGCUUGAGCGAGACCGUGACAGCCUGAUUUGACCUUAUUUCUGAUUGGUCCAUUGCAACGCGAACAGCGCUUAGCGCAAAUACAAAUAAAACAAGUGUACUUCUAUAGUUGCUCGCUCGCUUUGCUUGCAGUGUGCAUUACAACAUUUAAGACUAGAAGACCUGGAGAUAUAGUCAGUAUAGGAUCCACAACAGCGCCCGUCUGCUCUGCCCUCUUUGUUGAAUGUUUACGCAGGUAGCAGGACACAGUUUCUUUUGGGUACUGUGGUUUUAGGUGGACAGCAGUCCCAGACUGGUUUGUCUGAUAAGUCUGUUUUACGGCAGUCCUGCAGCCGGGCCUCGGUCUCGUUGCCUGUGGCAGUUGACUCUCUUGCAGCUUGCUUCCUCGUCUUGGGUCCGUUCCAAGCAGAGUCCCGUUUUGGUUCUGUUUUUAGUCCCGGAGUUGCAGCUUUGCUUAGCAGAGUGACAGCACCUUCUUUAGCAUUCGAUGUGGAGCGCUAAAUGUUCCAUUUCGGUUUUUAUAGUCUCCUUCCUCUGCUGAGUUGCCACUUUCAUGAGAUCAUUUGUGUAGCUUGCCUUUUUAACUCACAAAUCUUCGAGAUUUGUCCUUUUGUCUGCUUCCUUUCGUCCAGCAGCUGCUUGUUGCAGUUGGGACUUGUUGACAUCUGUACUUUUUUGUUUU